AUGGCCCUGCCGCCUAAGAUUCUAAUCGUCGGAGGAGGUGUUUUUGGCCUAUCAACGGCCUUGUCCCUCCGCGAGCGCCACCCCAAUUCGCAAAUCACCCUGGUAGAAUCAGGGCCCAUCCCCAACCCACACGGCUCGUCCGUGGACACAUCGCGCAUUGUCCGCGCUGACUAUGCCAAUGCCGCAUACAGCCGGCUCGCAAACGAUGCCAUCCAGCGCUGGCGCUCGACUGCUUGGGGCGCCGAGGGCCGCUACACACAGACCGGUUUGUUGCUCGUGUACCCCAGCGACAGCGCGAGUGCAAAGGAGUAUGCGCGUAAGAGCUACGCCAACGUGCGGGCGAUCGAGGGCGACAAGGUGGUCUUUUUGCCAACUCAGAAGGAUGUCUUGAGUGUUGUACCGCCGUAUGGUGAGGAAUUGGAUGUUGCGGGUGGUUAUGUGAAUUGGGGAUCUGGGUGGAGUGAUGCGGCAGCUGGAGUGCGAUUUGCGAAGGGAUUGCUCGAUGCCGAUGGCAAGGUUGAGUUCAAGACUGCCGAGGUGGAGAGAGUCCUAUUCGACCAGUCGACUCCGAAGCCCAAGGCCAAGGGCGUGGUGCUGGUGGGCGGGGAGACGGUGGAGGCGGACUUGGUGAUUCUUGCGACUGGAGCGUGGACGGGCAAGUUGGUGGAUUUGCGAGGCAAGGCCGUGGCCACGGGCCAGGCUAUUGCGUAUAUCAAGAUCUCAGAUGCUGAGCAGAAGGAGUUGGAAAAUCUGCCGACUAUCUUGAACUUUGCGACGGGUAUCUUCAUUAUCCCACCGCGGGAUAACCUGCUCAAGAUUGCGCGCCAUGCGUAUGGUUAUCGCAAUCCGACUACCGUGCCCGUUCCUGGUGCGAAUUCAUCGGGUCAGACCAUGCAGGUCAGUCUGCCCGAGACGGGUGUUCCCGUUCCCCUGGAGGGAGAGGAGGCAUUCCGUGAGGCACUGAGACAGCUGCUUCCGCGGUUCGUUAAUCGGCCAUUUGUCGAUACUCGUAUCUGCUGGUACACCGACACCCCCAAUGGCGACUUUAUCGUCUCUUAUCACCCUGAAUACGAGGGCCUUUUCCUUGCUACGGGUGGCAGUGGACACGCCUACAAGUUCUUCCCUGUCAUUGGUGACAAGGUGGUUGAUGCGUUGGAAGGCACACUGGAACCCGAGUUCCGGAACUUGUGGACUUGGAAUGAAGUGGUGGCGCCUGGUGCGGCUACCGAUGAUAUUUUUGAUGGUGAUGGCAGCCGGUCUGGAGCCAGAAACUCAAUUUUGAAGGACGAGCUGGCCAGGACGAAAAAGGCUGCUAGAAAGGGUGUUUUGUAG
Messenger RNA from Penicillium cataractarum, 1332 nucleotides. RefSeq names its product NAD(P)/FAD-dependent oxidoreductase. The record is from RefSeq and is a predicted model, not a curated record. Gene Ontology annotation, molecular function: L-pipecolate oxidase activity; proline dehydrogenase activity; flavin adenine dinucleotide binding. The transcript has 3 exons. Bases 1 to 1332 code for a protein of 443 amino acids. NCBI's taxonomy places the organism in Eukaryota, Fungi, Ascomycota, Eurotiomycetes, Eurotiales, Aspergillaceae.